AUGAGUGAACUGGGACAUUUUGUUUUAUGGGAAGCAUGUAGAAGAGAAAUGGAGGACUAAAAGAAGCUAAAAGAAGAUAUGAGGUUGCUUUGGCAAGUAAGGUGAAAGUAAAUCCAAAGGGUUUCUACAGCUAUAUUAAUAGCAAAGGGAUAACGAGGGAUACAAUUGGUCCAUUGGAGAGACAGAGUGGGCAGUUAUCUGCAGAGCCAAAAGAGAUGCGGAAGAUAUUGAACAAUUUAUUUUCUUCGGUUUUCACCAAGGAGAAGGAUAUUGAAUUAUGUGAGGUAAGGGAAACUAGUAGAGUAGCUAUGGAUACUAUGAGUUUCAAAGUAAAAGAAGUACUGACACUUUUGAAAAAUAUAAAAGUGGAUAAGUCUCCAGGUCCUGACAGGAUAUUCCCUAAGACAUUGAGGGAAGUUAGUGUAGAAAUAGCCGGGGCUAUGACAGAAAUAUUUCAAAUGGCAUUAGAAACGGGAAUAGUCCCCGAGGAUUGGCGUACUGCGCAUGUUGUUCCAUUGUUUAAAAAGGGAUCUAAGAGUAAACCUAGCAAUUAUAAACCUGUUAGUUUGACUUCAGUGGUGGGCAAAUUAAUGGAAAAGAUAAUUAGAGAUAAUAUAUAUAAGCAUCUGGAUAAACAGGGUCUGAUUAGGAAGUCAACAUGGAUUUGUGCCUGGAAGGUCAUGUUUGAUUAAUUUUCAUGAAUUUUUUAAGAGGUCACUAGGGAAAUUGACGAGGGUAAAGCAGUGGAUGUUGUCUAUAUGGACUUUAGUAAGACCUUUGACAUGGUUCCUCAUGGAAGGUUGCUUAAGAAUGUUCAACUGUUGGGUAUAAAUGCAGGAGUAGCAAGAUGGAUUCAACAGUGGCUGAAAGGGUGAAGCCAGAGGGUAAUGGUGGAUGGCUGUUUGUCGGGAUGGAGGCAGGGAACUAGUGGGGUGCCUCAAGGAUCUGUGUUGGGUGCUUUGUUGUUUGUCAUGUACAUCAAUGAUCUGGAUGAAGGUGUGAUAAAUUGGAUUAGUAAGUAUGCAGAUGAUACCAAGAUAGAGGGUGUUGUGGAUAAUGAAGAGGCUUUCCAAAGUCUACAAAUGAUUUAGGCCAUUUGGAAGAAUGGGCUGAAAGAUGGCAGAUGCAGCUUAAUGCUGAUAAAUGUGAGGUGCUACACCUUGGCAGGACAAAUCAAAACAGGACGUACAUGGUAAAUGGUAGGGAAUUGAAGAAUACAGUUGAACAGAUGGAUCUGGGAAUAACCGUGCAUAGUUCCUUGGUGGAAUCUCAUAUAGAUAGGGUGGUAAAUAAAGCUUUUGGUAUGCUAGCCUUUAUAAAUCAGAGCAUUGAGUAUAGAAAUUGGGAUGUAAUGUUAAAAUUGUACAAGGCAUUGGUGAGACCAAAUCUGGAGUAUGGUGUACAAUUUUGGUCGCCCAAUUAUAGGAAGGAUAUCGACACAAUAGAGAGAGUACAGAGGAGGUUUACUAGAAUGUUGCCUGGGUUUCAACAACUAAGUUACAGAGAAAGGUUGAAUAAGUUAGGUCUUUAUUCUCUGGAGCGCAGAAGGUUAAGGGGGGAAUUGAUAGAGGUCUUUAAAAUGAUGAGAGGGAUAGACAAAGUUGAUGUGGACAAGCUUUUCCCUUUGAGAAUAGGGAAGAUUCAAACAAGAGGACAUGACAUCAGAAUUAAGGGACAGAAGUUUAGGGGUAACAUGAGGGGGAACGUCUUUACUCAGAGCGCGGUAGCGGUGUGGAAUGAGCUUCCAGUGGAAGUGGUGGAGACAGGUUCGUUGGUAUCAUUUACAAAUAAAUUGGAUAUGUAUAUGGAUGAGAAGGGAAUGGAGGGUUAUGGUAUGAGUGCAGGCAAGUGUGAAUAAGGGGGAAAAGUUGUUCGGCACGGAUUUGUAGAGCCGAAAUGGCCUGUUUCCGUGCUGUAAUUGUUAUAUGUGAUAUGGUUUUAUGAUAGUGUUAAUUUCCGGGGGUCGCUGGUCGGCAUGGCCUCGGUGGGCCGAAGCGGUUCGUGUCCGCGAUGUGUCUCUAAAUUAAACUGGACCUCGUCGAAAAAAAUGUGUUCAAAAGAACAAAUGAAUGCGUGCUUAGAAAAUUUAUAAAAUGGAACAGGAAUUGUCCAUACAGUCCUUCACCACAACACCUUUCAGAACGAUCCAGGUUGAUCGAAUUUCUUAUAUGGAAUGACAUGAAAGUUUAAGGAAAGAAAUGGAGGAGAUUGUAUAAAGCCCCCUCGAGUAAGCCAGACAAUCAAUAUGAGCAUUAAUCAUCAGCCUCAGGCCUCGUCCUCCUUUUAACAAUUGCCCCGAGUCUUCAAUUCCUUGACAUGUUGAAGUUUACAUGAAAUAUAUGAAGAGCUCUGAUCGGGAUCUAAAUGUUAUUUCUAUUAACUUGAACACAGAUCCGCUUACACCACCAGCUAUUGCUCUUGAUCAAAGGAAUGGGGUAUACGUGGAAGGAGAAACGGUCACAUUAACUUGUACCACGUCUGGGGAACAUCGCGGCAAAAUCUAUUUCUAUGAAGAACAGAGAUUGCUAACGUUUGUUCAACUCUUGACGAAAGAUAACACCGGACAAUUUUCAGUAACCAACCGACACCAGGGAAAGCAUUACCAGUGCAAAUAUGGAAUCUACGCCAAAGCACGAUGGUUAGAAUCGCAGCUGAGUGAGGCUGUGGCGAUAACCGUAACUGCUCCACUGCCACCGCCAGUGAUCUCUCUUGACAAAUCGACUGGAGUGUAUGCCAGAGAUGAAACAGUCAUUGUCGUCUGUCGAUCUAACAGUGGACAAAAGGAUAGAGUCCAGUUCUAUAGAGAAAACAAACUGCUGAAACGUCGUCAAAUCUUCAUCAAAGGCAACAUUGGAAUGUUCACGAUCAACAGGUCAAAUCAAGGAGGCCAGUACCAGUGCAAGUAUAGAACCAUUGUGCAAAUGAGGCGAUUAUGGUCCCACCUCAGCGAGCCUAUGACUGUCAUCGUCGCACAUUCGCCGAAACCACGUUUAUCCUUGGAUUCCCGACAUGCUGAGAGGGGCAGUCAAGUCACCUUUAACUGUACAAGCCCCUCGGAAACUCCUGGCUUCCUGUUCUACUUAUUCAAACAGGGAGAAACUCAUUACUCGGAUGUCCGAUCCGCUCAUGCGGGGAGCAAUACUGCAAGCUUCACCAAGAUGAACGUCGAGCACAACGAUGCAGGAAAUUACACGUGUGUGUACAAGACAGAAGGAAAGGGAAGGAUGUUGACAUCAGAACUGAGUGACACUGUGCGCCUAAUAGUGGGCAGUGGGGAAGAAUAGUACUCAGCGGGUUACUAUUAAUUGCCAGGAAACUUUGCAUAAAAGGAGGUCGAAUUUCCACUCUGCCUUAACAUUUCUCCUUCCAUUCUCUUAAUUGCAAGUGCCUGCUGCAAAACAAAAGGAUAUACAACGCUGGAGCGUUCACAACACAGAGUAAGACCCAUGCUUUGCUGAAAAAGUUUUGAUCAAUUUAACGUCAGUUUUGCUAUGUGAUUGCAACAGAUGGCAGCAAUGUGUAAACAUGUAAACUUGAGCAGAUUUGUUCUGGAGGAGAGAAUUCGACUCGUAAUUAUCCAUCGCAUGCGAUAAACGCAACCACGUUAACGUCUCAAAUAUAUGUGCGUUGUAUUCCUUGAAUUGUUACGCCCUUUAUAGCUCAUGUAUAUGAACACAAAUUCAAAUUUAAUAAAUGUCUUAAUUUUAGAAUUAUCUUGUAUUAAUUAUAAACGGUUCAUUUUGAACGACUGUAGCUCCGCUAUCAACACCAGAAUCCACUCCAAACUUCGCCAAGCUUGAUGACCUCGGAAAUAGCGUCCUCUCUGCCAUUGUAUCCUCGCCUUUCAGACCACAUUUAGUGAGGAUAGGUGAGAACACCAUCCCUACAAUGAAUAUCAACACUGGCGUCCCGCAUGGAUGCGUUCUCAAUCCCUUAUGACUGCACGGCCAAAUGCUGCACCAAUUCCAUAUACAAUUUCCAGAAGUCGGCAAGAUGGUAUGCUCGAUUACGACCAAAGACAAGACGGAGUAUAGGAAUGAGGCAAAUAACGUAGUCACGUGGUGUCUAGGCAAUGAUCUCGUUCUUGACGUCAGCUAGACCUCGGGAAGCGUUCGGGAAGCGUACUUGGUGUAACCGGCUUCAUUGUUGACCGAGUGGCACCUUCAAGUUCUUUGAUGUAAAUAUUACCAACAAUCUGUCAUGAACCAAGCACAUUUCUGCCACUGCCAAAAAACACACCAACCGUUCUAUUUCCUGAGGAGCGUGAAGAAUAAUCGGCACGUCUCCAAUGACUCUUACAAAACUGUGUAGACAUCCCGUAGAAAUCAUAUUGUUAUCUUGCUCGGAGCUUGGGUUAGGACCCGUUCUGCUCCAGACCGUAGUAAACUGCAAAGAGCUGUAGACGUAGCCCAGUCUAUCACACAGAACAGACAUUCUUCCAUUCACUCAAUCUAAUUUGGAAAAAUAAACACAUUCAUCAACUUUUGAACAUCCCGGCCAUUCCUUCCCUAUACCGCCAUACCGUGUCGGUGC
Messenger RNA from Leucoraja erinaceus (little skate), 4533 nucleotides. RefSeq names its product immunoglobulin superfamily member 1-like. Bases 2331 to 3284 code for a protein of 317 amino acids. NCBI's taxonomy places the organism in Eukaryota, Metazoa, Chordata, Chondrichthyes, Rajiformes, Rajidae. The transcript has 3 exons. The record is from RefSeq and is a predicted model, not a curated record.